AUCGUCAGUGCCCAGAUACCGGAGUCCGGGAGGCCGCAGUACCUGGAGCUGCGCCCCGCCACAGCCGGAGGAGGCGUCCCUAGCCAACAGCUCCCAGCGCCCAAGUCUUCCGAAGGUCUGGGCACCGCGCGAGCCUGGAGCUGGGCCUGGCCGGCUAACCACACCGGGGCGCUAGCCCGGGCAGGGGUGGCCGGGGCGCUGCCGGCACAGCAGCGCACUAAGAGGAAGCCGUCCAUCAAAGCUGCCCGCGCCAAAAAGAUCUUCGGCUGGGGGGACUUCUACUUCCGGGUGCAUACCCUCAAGUUCUCGCUGCUGGUGACCGGCAAGAUCGUGGACCAUGUCAAUGGUACCUUCAGCGUGUAUUUCCGCCACAAUUCGUCCAGUCUGGGUAACCUCAGUGUCAGUAUCGUGCCGCCCUCCAAGCGUGUGGAGUUCGGGGGAGUCUGGCUGCCAGGGCCCGCCCCCCACUCUCUGCAAUCUACGCUGGCCCUGGAGGGGGUGCUACCUGGCCUAGGGCCCCCGCUGGGGAUGGCGGCAGCUGCAGCUGGGGCAGGGCUCGGAAGCCCCCUCGGAGGCGCACUGGCCGGCCCACUCGGGGGCGUGCUGGGAGUGCCUGGGGCCAAAGAGUCGCGCGCUUUUAAUUGCCACGUGGAGUAUGAGAAGACGAACCGCGCGCGCAAGCACCGCCCGUGCCUGUACGACCCAUCGCAGGUGUGCUUCACUGAGCACACGCAGAGCCAGGCCGCCUGGCUCUGCGCCAAGCCCUUCAAAGUCAUCUGCAUCUUCGUCUCCUUCCUUAGCUUUGACUACAAACUGGUGCAGAAGGUGUGCCCAGACUAUAACUUCCAGAGUGAGCACCCCUACUUUGGAUAGCGCGCCCAGCCCCAGCCCCGCCUGAGCUUCCUGCCAAAUCCCGCCUCCCUUGGUGUACCCCUCUGCUGUUGCUGUGACCGCGCCCACCUCUUCCACUCUGGGGGCGGAGGGAGGGGAACAGCCCUCCCAGAAACCAUCAGCCAGUUUAGGUCCCCCUUUCCUUAUGGGGAGUGCGCAUGUGGAGGCUGAGGUAGUCCUCACACACCCCAAAGUGGAGAGCUUAAAGUGCAGCUCCCAGAAUAGGCGGAGCCUGGAUGCGGUCUCAGCGUCCCCCUGUUUCCACACUGGGCCCGGUCUCAGCGUCCCCCUGUUUCCACACUGGGCCCGGCACUCCCUUUGCCCACAGCUUUAAUAAGGCCUGGCCUGGCACCCUCAUCCCACCCUGACCUUAUUACCCGGAAGGGCCUGUCCUCUCCACCCAGUCCUCGCGUAAAGACUGUAAAGGCCUAGAAACCCCAGCCUAUCUCCGACCCUUUCUGCCUGCGGUAUGUCUGUCCCCCCUUUUUUUGCAAGCCCCUUAGGGUAGCCCAGCAGAGCUCCUGGGCAGAGGCGCUCCACCAGCCCUGCCCUCUGCCCUCCUUGCUCCGUCCCCGCAGUUUAGCUCCACCUGCCCCUCCGGCUGCUUCUUCUUGGUGAUAUUUUUUCUACGCCCAAACAGACGGGAAAGGGAACAAAAUAAAGCGAAAUCCAAUACG
Tupaia belangeri chinensis (Chinese tree shrew) is the source of this 1568-nucleotide messenger RNA. RefSeq names its product neurexophilin 4 (gene NXPH4). Gene Ontology annotation, molecular function: signaling receptor binding. NCBI's taxonomy places the organism in Eukaryota, Metazoa, Chordata, Mammalia, Scandentia, Tupaiidae. The record is from RefSeq and is a predicted model, not a curated record.